CACGUGUGUCGAAUUCAACAACAAAGGUAAACAUGACGGAAAGCAUCAAUGCAUUACUUGCCGAGGCCGCCGCCAAGGAGUUGCACAGCUCCGAGGAUGAGGAGGACAUUGGGGACGAGGACACCUGUAGCGCGCAAGAAUUGGCAGCAGCAUUUCAAUUUCAGUAUGCACAGGACGAAGCAUCGCUCACCUUAAAGCGGGAUUACGUGCUGGGUCUGUGUGCGGACAAAGGAUACACAUGCUUGGCAGCGGGUCUCUCAAAUACAGCCGUAAAGAUUUACGAUCUGAGUGCGGCGGCUGCUUUGACACCAGUUCACGUGGAACGAGUGCCAAUUGUCGCCAGUGCGGAUCAGGAUGUCACCAUUUGUGGCGUACGUUUUCUGGACGAGAGUCCACAUACACUACUUGUGGGCACCACCAAUGGCCAAGUGCGUUUGUUUGAUUUACGCGCAACUGGGGAACAGGCACGGUUUGAGUACAAAGCUGAUCCGGAUGCGGAUUCCCAUUUGCCACCCGUACCAAAAUCAAUGACUUGUUUCGAUCGCAAUGCGAAUAGCCGCAUCAUCUGCAGCGGCACGGAGCAACACAUGGGCAAUGUGUACUUGAUAUUCUACGAUGUGCGCGAACGCAGGCAGCUGGGCGUCUACCAGGAGAGUCACGAGGAUGAUGUGACGCAGGUGUCUUUCCAUGCCAAGAAUCCGGAUCUGGUGUGCACGGGCGGCACGGAUGGGCUGAUUAAUGUGUUCGACAUCAAGCAGCCGGAUGAGGAUGAGGCUCUGCUCAACACGAUCAAUACGGAGAGCAGUGUGCAUCGCCUCAAUUGGCACCAGAAUGUCUACGAGCAGGACAUCAUCUCGUGCAUCACGCACACCAACGAUUUCAGGAGCUACGAGUGCAUGGAGGGUGACGAGAUCAUUUCAUUUGAUCGUGCUGCAAUUACAGCUGGAAUACGCCGCAAAAAUGCGGGCAAUUUCAAUUUAAUCAAUGCCCACAACAUGCAAGACGAUGGCGUCUUUUUGCUUGCCGGCACCAACUUCAAUCGCGGCGAGGUGCUGCGUUCGGUGACUGCCCCGGCCAAAGAUACGCUGAAACCGCUCACAAACUUUGUGGGCAACAAGCAAAUUGUGCGCGAAAGUAUUUUCGAUGCCACGCGCAAUUUGCUGAUAACUGGCGGCGAAAGCGGCAUUAUCUCCAUCUGGACACCCGAGGCGAGCAACAAGAGUAGCAACAAUAAGUUAAAGAGCAAAUCGGUAGCAUCUAAGAAACACACGAAAAAUCCAUAUUAAAACGCAAACAAUUUCAAA
Molecule: messenger RNA, 1304 nt
Organism: Drosophila grimshawi
Lineage: Eukaryota; Metazoa; Arthropoda; Insecta; Diptera; Drosophilidae
Product: WD repeat-containing protein 89
Exons: 3
Coding region: 33-1286 (417 amino acids)
Molecular function (GO): protein binding
Source: RefSeq, a predicted model, not a curated record